Gigantopelta aegis is the source of this 2982-nucleotide messenger RNA. RefSeq names its product tyrosine-protein kinase SRK2-like. Bases 143 to 1687 code for a protein of 514 amino acids. The transcript is spliced from 11 exons. The record is from RefSeq and is a predicted model, not a curated record. NCBI's taxonomy places the organism in Eukaryota, Metazoa, Mollusca, Gastropoda, Neomphalida, Peltospiridae. Gene Ontology annotation, molecular function: non-membrane spanning protein tyrosine kinase activity; ATP binding; signaling receptor binding. Gene Ontology annotation, biological process: protein phosphorylation; innate immune response; cell differentiation. Gene Ontology annotation, cellular component: extrinsic component of cytoplasmic side of plasma membrane.
CACAAAUCUCGCGAGAUUGAAAUGGGUGCAAGAAGUUGGAAAAUUUUACUUCCUCAUUGAAAUGUUGGCGACAUUUUUGGCCCAAACGUUUUCCGAACUUGAAAAUAAUAUUAGAUAGCUUGGAUCGUAGUUAGAAGAGAGGAUGGGGUGUGUCUUUGGCCAUGAACGGGAGAAAGAAAUUCCCCAACCGCCCUCACUGGCUGAUAUCGGCAGAGCUUCUAUUUCUGAAGGCAUUGCCCUUUCUACUUUACAGCCCACGAGUCCCGUGUCUCACAAUGACAUCACAAUCAGGGACCUGCCACCUGUACCACAACCCAAAGAGGCUAUCGUAUUUCGUGGAAUGUACGACUUUGAAGCCAUUAAUGAUGAUGAUUUGUCUUUCAAAAAAGGAGAUCUUCUAGAAAUAGACGAAUCUAGUCAAAUUGGUGAUUGGUGGGUUGCGACAAAUUUAAGGACAGGAAUGAAGGGUUAUGUUCCAAGCAACUAUGUGUGUAAAGAUGACAACUCACCUCAAGCACAAGAUUGGUGGUUCAACUUUGACAGAAAAGACUCGGAUAAAAUGCUGUUGUCUCCAGGAAACAAAGUUGGAACAUUUCUUGUCAGAGAAUCUACUGAUAAAUCGUCCUAUGUGUUGUCUGUACGUGAUGUGGACAACGCGAAGAAUGACCCAUGUGUGAAGCAUUACCGCGUGAGAACUAUGGAUCGAGGCGGCUACUACAUCAGUCCCAAGAGAACGUUCACCAGUCUAAUCAAGCUGAUUGAACACUACAAGAAAAAUUCUGAUGGGCUGUGUUGUAUGCUGACGGUGCCGUGUCCUCGACAACCGCCCAUGUUUCACUUCCGAGAACUGGAAGUCCCUCGCGAUAAAGUUAAGGUGCUUACAAAACUCGGUCAUGGUUGUUUUGGUGAAGUUUUUAAAGGGAAACUGAGAAAUGUAAUAGACUGUGCCAUUAAGACACUAAAACCCGGUACAAUGUCACCCGAUGCCUUCCUCGCUGAAGCAAAAAUCAUGCACAAACUACGGCACAGAAAACUUGUUCAGUUGUUGGCCGUGUGUACAGAGUCUGAGCCCAUCUUCAUUAUAACUGAACUCAUGUCAAACGGCGCUUUGUUAGAUUACCUCAGGAAGGACGAAGGUCGUGCCUUGACAUUCGCCAUCAUCGUCGAUAUGGCAUCCCAGAUUGCAGACGGCAUGGCUUUCCUAGAGUUAGAAAACUUUGUGCAUCGUGACUUACGAGCAGCUAAUAUCUUAGUAGGUGAUAAUAAUGAAGUCAAAGUGGCAGAUUUUGGACUGGCCAGGAUAUUGCAAGAAGAAGAUAUAUAUGAGGCCACGGAAAAUACAAAAUUUCCCAUAAAAUGGACUGCUCCAGAAGCAGCGUUGGAGAGAAAGUUUUCAAUCAAAUCUGACGUCUGGUCUUUUGGAGUCUUGUUGUAUGAACUGAUCACAUUUGGUCGAGUCCCAUAUCCAGGAAUGGGUGGUUCAGAAGUCUUGCACAAGGUGGACAAGGGAUUCCGAAUGCCUAAACCAAGUGGGCCAAUUGGUUACGAUGAUUCUUACUAUGAGAUCAUGCUCAAGUGCUGGCAGAGGAGGCCCGAGGAGCGUCCUACAUUUGCCUUCCUCCACGAUACAUUUGAUGAUUACAGUAAUGCCACCGCUUCCAACUACAGGGAGACUAAUGACAUGUGAUGGCCAUGACAUACAGUGCCACAGUGGUUGGCCAUGGCAUUUAGUGCCACAGUGGUUGGCCAUGGCAUUAUAUGGACAAGAGUUGAAGAAGCAACUUUAAAACAAAAUAGUACUAGUAAUAAACUUUCAAAAAGGAUACCCAAUGAACAAUAUACAAUUGUAACUAUACCCAAGCAACAUUAUACAACUGUGAUUGCACCUAAUGAAUAUUAUACAAUUGUAAUUACACCUGCUAAAAACACAUGCAAUAACGUUAUGCAGUUGUAACUACUACAUCUAAGGUAUGUUGCACAACUGUGGUGACAUCUAUAGGACAUAAUGUAGUUGUAGUUAGCCCUAAAGAUCAUUGUACAGUUAUAACCACAGCAGCCUAAAGAACAGUAUAUAAUUGUAGCUACAGUUGAGAUUACCUUUCUACAGAACAUUAAGCAGUUGCAGCUACCUUGAAAGAACAUUAUACAAUUGUUGCUACCCCUACGGAACAUUAUACAAUUGUUGCUACCCCUAUGGAACAUUAUACAAUUGUUGCUACCCCUAUGGAACAUUAUACAGUUGUUGCUAACUCUCUGAGACAUAGUUGUUUUACAUCCAAUAGCCGAUGAUUAAUAAACCAAUGUGCUCUAGUGGUGUCAUUAAACAAAACAAACUUUAAUUUUAUAUAGUUGUUGCUAACCCUAUAGAAAAUUAUACAGUUGUUUCUACUCUAUGGAACAUCAUACAGUUGUUGCUAGUUCCAUGGAACUUUAUACAGUUGUUGCUACCAUUGUGGAACGGUAUACAAUUGUUAAUCCUAUUAAACAUUAUGCAAUUGUUGCUACUCCUACAGAACAAUAUAUAUAAUUCUUGCUAACCCUAUGGACAAUUUUACAAUUGUUGAUACAAUUGUAGCUACUUUAGCCCUUUAGAUGAUCUUAGGGCUAAGAUUUUUUCAUGGAAAGGAGCCCUGGACUACAUUAACUUUCAUUUUUUACUUGUUCCAUCUGAAAUUGAGUUUGUCCCUCCCAUGUGUUAAGUAUUAUAUCUUACCAUUAACCAGUAAAAACAUCCUUUAGAUUGAAACAAAACUCUCAAUUAUAUCACAGCAUCAGAGUAAUAAUGAAUAAUAUAAGUUGUAGAAGCAUCACGAGGGGUAUAUGGCUUUUUAUGUACCAUCUAUGUGUUAUUUUACCACGAGCUGAAGGCGAGGGGGUAAAAGAGCACACAGAGGGUACAUAAAAAGCCAUAUACCCCGAGAGAUGCUUCUACAACGAAUUUAUCUUGCCGACAUGUUAAACCAUAUAGCCAAAUAAUCAAAA